AUGUCAGGGCGCAGCCGUAAGAAACCCGAGGAUGACUCCAGUGAGGAGGACGUCGAUCAGUCUCCUGAAUUCUCUGAUAGUGCUUCUGGGAAGUUCCGUGGUCGCGUUCAGGCGUACGCAAGCCCAGCCGAUUUCCCGCAAGAGCCUCUGUACAAAGUCCGUCAGAUUGUAUACCUUGCAGUGCCAGGCCAGUCUCAGCCAGCCGGCCCGUACGUGGUCGUGUCGGCUUAG
Molecule: messenger RNA, 231 nt
Organism: Diaporthe citri
Lineage: Eukaryota; Fungi; Ascomycota; Sordariomycetes; Diaporthales; Diaporthaceae
Exons: 4
Coding region: 1-231 (76 amino acids)
Source: RefSeq, a predicted model, not a curated record